Messenger RNA from Entamoeba invadens IP1, 999 nucleotides. RefSeq lists its product as hypothetical. Bases 1 to 999 code for a protein of 332 amino acids. The record is from RefSeq and is a predicted model, not a curated record. The transcript has a single exon. NCBI's taxonomy places the organism in Eukaryota, Evosea, Mastigamoebida, Endamoebidae.
AUGUCAGACUUUGUCUCAAAUGACUCAUCUGUACCAUUCGAAAACGAUAUCAGUUGUUCAUGUAAUCAGCCGACUAUAGCUGUACACAACGAUCCAACUACCAUCACUGACAUUCCCGAAGUCCACGGCCCACAGAUUGAAAUUGGUGCAGAUGAUAUUGAAGAUGCCAAUGAAGAACAACAAAAUUAUUCAAAUGACACAAAACCACACAAUUUGAUACUCCACUUUUUUUAUAACAUAUUUAUAACUCUUAAAUUCCUCUGGAAAUACUUUUGUAAUGGUCUUUGUGAUUCGUUGAUCCACUGCAAUUGUAUUUGCGACUUUUUCGAAUGUGCGUGGUGCGACGCUGUUGAGUGCUGUGCUUGUUUUUGGGGGUGUAAAUGUUGUGACUACGAUUAUUGUGACGAAGCGUGCACGUGUCCGUUUUAUACGAAAUAUUGUUGUGUACCUUGCAGAUUGUUGUUAUGUUGUGACACAAAGCACACGUGUUGUGAGAAGUGUUGUAAUGGUAAGACUGGGUGGGACUACAUCUGUCAGGGGUGUGGAAAGACGUGCGACUGUUUUUGCUAUGUCUGUGAAUGUGUUUGUAAGCCAAUUUUAAAGCUAUUUGAAAUUAUCGGGAAUCUCAUUUGUUGCACGUAUUGCACGUGCUGCAGUUGUGAUAAAAAGUGUGACGAAGUUGUUGGAUGUAUGACUUGUGGGUGUUGUGGGAAUGUUCGUAAAUAUCGAGAUUGUUAUGUGUAUGUGUGGGACUGUGGUUAUUGCAAAGAAAAGUGUUGUUACACGUGCAACUUCUUUUGUGGGGGAGAAAUGUGUGUGUGCACGCCGUGUUAUAUAAUGUGCUGUCAGUGGUUGAACUGCGAUUGCCAUACGUGGAAUGAUAAAAAUGUGAAGUGCUGUGAUGAAGAUUGUCGGGAACAAUGUUGUUAUGUCUGUAAAUGCGAUUGUUCUCGACAAUGCUGCGAAUACAAUGUGAGGCUGAUAAGAGAUGAUGAAUAA